AUGACUUCUCGAGGCUGGCGGCAGCUUCUGAGUCGAAGCAUUCUUGCCAUGCUUCCGCCAUUCAACUUUCUCACACUUCAUUAUGUGUACUUUAUUGCGACGUCCUUGAUAUGCAGCGUCAUAUUCUGGGGUUCCUCGACCCCGCGGCGCAGUGUUUCAUACACAGACUCGCUAUUUCUGUGUAUCAGUGCUAUGACGGGUGCUGGAUUGAAUACCGUCGACCUUUCUUCUCUGAAUUCAUUCCAACAGUCUAUUCUCUUCGCACUCUUACUGUUGGGCCAUGCUAUUCUCAUCUCCAUUACGGUGCUUUUCGUCAGGAUGGGCGCGUUUCAAGCCAAAUUCAAGGGCAUCUCACUUGAACGUGCGCGUAAAGCUUUCGAGCAACAAGGCAUCCUACAUGGACGUGCCCAUAAAGUGGAGCAUCAAGCCAUUUCACUUCAAUGUGCCCGUGAAGCUUUAGGGCAACAACUGGUAGGAGACGACACGAAGGCCUACGAUCAUCAGCCUCAAUCGACCUCACUUGAACCAAUCUUGGAACACUAUCAGCUGGCCAAACUUGACGGUGCUACUGUUGACGUCAAGCACGCGGUGACAGCCGGAGCUGCACCUGCGGAAAACUGCGACAGCGUACGAAGUGACGACCAAAUUCAAUGGGUCGACGAUGAUCAAGUCACCCUUAGUCAUAUGAGGGCACGUCAGAAGCACCAUCACCACCACCGCGUUUUCCCCAUGGUAGGCGUUGGGGCCCGUCUUGACUUGAAUAACCACCCCCGAGAUGCUGCGCCAAUAAUGGCUCAUAAUGAUGAAGAAACAGACCUACCUGCGCUCAAAGGCCUUAUCAAGGGCACACAGAAGUAUUUUAGAUCGAAAGGAUCUAUCGCACGAAACUCCCAGUUUCAUGGGCUUACCCCUGAAGAGCGAGAGAGACUGGGAGGUGUCGAGUAUAAAGCUGUUUCUUUACUGCUGGUCAUUGUUGCCCUCUACUGGGUCCUGUUCCUCCUUUGUGGUAUCAUUGGGAUGGGUACCUGGAUUGCAGUGAAUCAUCCAGAUAUACCUCGAGCAAACGGCCUAUCGCCCUUCUGGACAGGCGCAUUUUUUGCCGUGUCCGCAUUUGUGAACAGCGGCAUGUCGCUCUUGGAUGCGAAUAUGACUGCAUUCCAGACAAAUGCGUACCCUUUGCUUACCAUGGCAUUCUUGAUUCUAUCUGGCAACACGCUCUACCCAUGCUUUUUGCGGUUUAUUAUCUGGGCAAUGAGAUGCGUGAUCCCGGAUAAGCCAUCAUGGGCGACUUGGAAGGUUACCCUAGACUUCAUCCUUGACCAUCCCAGAAGAGUUUAUACAAAUCUCUUCCCAAGGAGACAUACGUGGUACUUGCUCGGUACCAUUAUCAUCUUGAAUGCGAUCGACUGGGCUGGCUUUGAAGUCCUCUCAAUCGGGAACAAGGAGAUCGAAAGCUUGCCGACGGGCUAUCGCGUCCUAGACGGACUGUUCCAGGCUUGUGCUGUACGAGCGGGCGGCUUCUACGUCGUCACGAUUGCGAAUCUCCGCCAAGGAUUACUUGUUCUAUAUGUUCUCAUGAUGGUCAGUUAA
Molecule: messenger RNA, 1590 nt
Organism: Aspergillus luchuensis
Lineage: Eukaryota; Fungi; Ascomycota; Eurotiomycetes; Eurotiales; Aspergillaceae
Exons: 7
Coding region: 1-1590 (529 amino acids)
Biological process (GO): potassium ion import across plasma membrane; intracellular potassium ion homeostasis
Cellular component (GO): plasma membrane
Molecular function (GO): high-affinity potassium ion transmembrane transporter activity
Source: RefSeq, a predicted model, not a curated record